AAUUGUUCUCGUUAUAUUGCAUACAAAUAGACGCAAGCGUUGGUGGAAAAUCUCAAACCAAACCAAAGUCACGCGUCACGCGACCAAACACGAGAGUAAAAACUCGUUUGACUUGAACUUGAAACUGUUCACGAUAUCUUGUAAACACGAAAACAUCGCCGACAAUAACUCAUGCCGACGAUUCACUCCCCGAGACAAAACAUUUAAGAUAUUAACAUUUGGCGGUUUAGAUAACUCCUCUCACGUUGUUUGAGGUUUGGCGAGGGCUCCGGGCGCCUCGCGGUAACCUUACGUCAUUCGUCACACCGCCACCACGCAGGGUCAUUCCGACCUAGGCAUUCGAGCAUUUCCCACGUUGUUAUGCAAAAAAAACAUUACUAAAGAAGAUUACAAAUUUAUACUACACCGGCAGAAUCUGCGAUAAAGAAAGAAUAGCCUCGCGACCUCUACAUCAGGCUUGAGUUUGUGUUAUACAAAUACCUGUAUGUACUUAUGAAGUGAAGAGUGAGCAGCAUCAAGGAUGACCCAAGGAGUAAUGUCGGGCGCGGGGUGCGCGUGCCAGCCGGUGGAGGCGGUGACGGCGGAGACCUUCGCGCGGUCGUGGAGCGGCGUGUCGGCGCUGGCGUGGCGGGUGCCGCUGCUGGCCUGGGCGCUGCUGGUGGUCGCCUGGUCCGGAGCCUCCUUCUGGGGUCCGCCCGAGAUGUGGUUCCUCUACAUGACGCACUGGGGCCUGCUCUUCAUACUGCUAGAGAUGGUGUUCGGUGUGAUAGUGGCUGCUGUGAAGACUCCGGAAAAGAAUCCUGAUGAGGAGAGCGGGCUGCCGUGGUACGUGCGCGUGUACUGGCUGCUCUACAACAUCACCAUCCCCGUCGCCUUCCUCAUCACCAUCUUCUACUGGUGCAUCCUCAAACCUGCCAGCAAAAACACGCACGUGAACUACGCUCCAAACCCCGUGCUGGACGUGAUGCUGCACGGGGUGAACUCCGUGGCCAUGCUGGUGGAGCUGGCGCUCUCGCGGCACCCCUCGCGCCUGCUGGACGUGGUGCAGCCCUGGGUCUUCGCCAGCGUCUACAUGUUCUUCACGCUCAUCUACUUCUUCGCUGGGGGGCUUGAUCCUUGGGGCAACGCGUUCAUCUACCCGGUGGUGGACUGGUCCAAGCCGGAGCAGACGGCGGUGGUGAUCACGCUGACGGGGCUGUUCCUCACGCUCAUGCACCUGGCCACCAUCGGGCUGGCGAGCCUACGCGACCGCAUCAUCCGCCGCUGCAGCAGGGACUCCGCCGGCGUCUACAACGAGGGGUUCACGGCUUGAAACCAAAGACAUACCUAAUAAGCGGUUUCCAUUAGCUGUCACCGGCAAAUGUGUAUGAAACCGGGCCAGCGCCGGCGCUGGUAAGUGAAAAAGCGAGCCAUACAUACUUAUAUUUUCAUACACUUUUGCGCACCGGUGCCGGCUAAUGGUAAAAGGCCAAAUAGCUUUGGGCUAUGGGACUGAUCGUCGCUUCAAAUCAAUUCAAAUGUCGCCUGAUAAUCCGUUCCUUUAUACAUAUGUGACACUAGCAUGCGAAAUUCCUACGACUAGCUAUUUAGGUACUUGGAGUCAAAGUGCGCCAAGGCAAAUCGGAUUUAAACCUUGAUUCUAAAUUUUAAUGUAGAUAAACUCGGAAAACUCCUUUCCACGAUCUUGGUAAAACUUGUUGAUAGCUAUUUUAUGAAGGUUUUAUAUCUAGUAAUUAUAGACCACAGUUUCAAGUCUAUAUACCUAGACACUAACCUUAUUACGUUUAGUCUCACUUUGAAAUUAGACGACUGAAUUAAUAUCUGACUGAUCGCAGGUAUUUUAUAUCUCGUUGUUUAGAGUGUUUAACAUAAGUUUAUUUACUUAUAGUUAUAAACAUAUCAUUACCCGUUUUGUUCUUAUCUUAUCUUAGCCUUAGCUCGUCUAGUCGUUUCCGUGUGACGUGCUAGGAAUGUCUAAAUGUGCCCCAAUGUGAUAUUAGAUAAGUUUAGAAAUGGUCAUAAUAUUAUUAAAAUAAUUUGACCAUAUGGCGUGAAUGAGAUAAGUAAGUAUUCGCAGAGCAUCCCAUGGGCAUGGCCUGGGCACAAUGAGUAAAGGUAUCCUAGAUAAUUUAGGAUGCCUAAA
Molecule: messenger RNA, 2143 nt
Organism: Plutella xylostella (diamondback moth)
Lineage: Eukaryota; Metazoa; Arthropoda; Insecta; Lepidoptera; Plutellidae
Product: protein rolling stone
Cellular component (GO): membrane
Source: RefSeq, a predicted model, not a curated record